GUGGCUGGCCGGAUCUUUUUCCCCAUUCGAGCUUCAGUACGCUGUUAGGUUUUGAGUUGUGUGUAUUGCGAUCUCGUCGAGUCCUGGAAAUAAUAAUUAUCGUGACAACGUUCUAACCAUCGAGUAGAAGAUGCUGGUGGUGUUGUGGGCAUUUAUUGCCCUUAUUGCAUAUUCAUAUGGACAAGAGUCUACAACUAUAGCUCCUACUUCAUCAGCUGUAUAUACUGUGAUAGCACCAAUGAAACUUCGACCCAACAUACCUUUUCAUGUUAGUGCUUCAGCUCACAAUAUCAAUUCUCCUUUAGAAAUGAAAAUUGAAAUUGAAGGUCCAGCUGAUAAUGGCCAACAUAAUAAUAUUGCAAAGCAAGUAACUCUUAACUCUGGUGAAACUCAAAUCUUGAAUUUUGAGAUUGGAGAAUGGAGUCCUGGGAACUACAGCCUUACUGUGAUUGGUGAAGGAGGCAUGUCAUUUAGGAACCAGACUCUACUUACAUAUGAACAUAAAAGCUAUUCUGUCUUCAUCCAGACAGACAAGGCUAUAUAUAAACCAGGACAGCUAGUCCAAUUUAGAGUCCUUGUUGUAAAUCCUCAUUUAUUGCCAACUGUGACAGGAGCUAUAAAUAUGUUUAUUACAGAUGCCAGUGGUAAUCGCAUUAAGCAGUGGAAUAGACAGUUUACGAGUAAAGGUGCCGUUUCAGCUGAUUUGCUCUUGUCUGAUCAGCCAGUUCUUGGAGAUUGGUCUAUAAAUGUUGAUAUUUUGGGACAAAUGUUCAAAAAGACAUUUACUGUUGCUGAAUAUGUUCUUCCAAAUUUUGAAGUGCAGUUAUCUUUACCAACAUAUGUUACAUACAGCAAGCCUGAUUUUGUGGCAACUGUCACGGCCAGAUACACAUAUGGAAAGCCUGUGAAAGGACAUGCUAAACUUCUUGUGAAACCAUCUUUGAGAUAUGGUUACCUUGCUAAUGAAAAUAAGCCUGCCGUUACGGAAGCUGAGAUUGAUGGCUCAGUCAACAUACCCAUGAAUCUGGUUCGUGAUUUGGGUCUGAAGGAGGAUGCUCUGACUUUGGAAAUUGAUGUUGUUGCUGAAGUAGAAGAAUAUUUGACAAAAAGGAAAUAUAAUGCAACCAGUGUCAUUAAAAUGUACGACAGAGACAUUAAAGUAGAACUUGUGAAAUCGUCUGAGUCUUUUAAACCUGGUUUGAAGUACACAGCUCAUCUCAAAGUAUGUUAUCAAGAUGAUACUCCUGUUGUUGUUACAAAUGGUGAUCAAAUUGUAUUGAAAUAUGGGUAUACUUAUGAUGAACGUGAAUGGGAUUCCCGUAGUAUUGCUGUACCAAGUAAUGGCCUAUUGAGUGUGGACUUUUAUCCACCAGUAAAUAGCAACGUCUCUUUGUUAAGCAUGAAUGCUGAAUUCAGAGGCUUGGAAUAUCACCUAGAUAAUGUCGAAGCUGCCAUGUCUCCAAGCAACAGUUUCAUUCAAAUUCUUUUGAGAACUGAAAAUCCUACUGUAGAUAAAGAAGUUGAAUUAGAAGUGAAUGCUACUGAACCACUUUCUCAGCUAGUGUAUGAAGUUUUAGGUCGUGGAGACAUAGUUCUGGCUGGUGCUAUUAAUAUACCUAAUGUGAAAACCUACAGAUUCUCGAUACCUGUGACUCACAAAAUGGCUCCCAAAGCUCGAGUUGUUGUAUAUUAUGUCAAAGCUGAAAAUAAUGAGAUUGUUGCUGAUGCUGUCAAUUUUGAUGUUGCUGGAGUUUUUAGGACACCCGUUAGUGUAUCUACUGAUGUGAAAGAAACAAAACCUGGAGCUCUGGUCAAUGUGACAGUAGAAACCAGACCAAAUGCUCUUGUGGGUUUACUUGGAAUAGAUCAGAGUGUUUUAUUGCUCAAAUCUGGAAAUGAUAUUACCCAAAAUGAUGUAAUUUCUGAAUUGGAAAUGUAUGAUGGAGGUAAAAAGAAAUACAGGUAUAAUCCCUUCUAUCGCAAGAAGCGUUCUCUUUGGUGGCCUGGAUCAGCUACAGCUCAUGAAGUUUUUGAUGAUUCUGGAGUCGUCGUUCUAACCAAUGGACUUGUUUACCGAUACAUUCAGUUGAUUAUGUAUAGAUCAUAUCAUCCACUGGCAGAGAGCUUAGAUGAUGAACUGAAUGCUGUAGAUUCUAUGAUGUAUAACCAUGGUAAUGGGUAUGGGUCAAAACCUCGAGUACGAAAGAAUUUCCCCGAAACAUGGAUAUGGGAUCUUGGAACUGCAGGGAAUGAUGGCAAGAUGUCAUUGGCAAAAAAUAUCCCAGACACCAUUACUUCAUGGAUCAUCAGUGCAUUUGCCAUGGAUUCUGUUAAUGGAUUAGGCAUUGCUACAGAAAAUGCUAAGGUUACCGUGUUCAGACCAUUCUUUGUUAAAUUAAACCUGCCUUAUUCUGUGAUACGAUCAGAGUCCUUAUAUGUAGAAGUUAUUGUUUUCAACUAUAAAAAGAAGCCAAUGAAAGCCGACGUUACAUUAGAAAAUAGUAAAGGUGAUUUUGAAUUUACAACUGCUGGAAAUGAAAUAACUAACUCAAAUGAUCAAAUGACAAAGACAGUGGAAGUACCUGCAGAAGAUGGAAUAUCAGUUUUGUUUCUUAUAACUCCUAAGACUUUGGGAUACAUAGAUUUGAAAGUUACUGCAGUGUCAGAAAGUGCUGGUGAUGCUGUAGUUAGAAAGCUACUUGUGAAGCCUGAAGGAGCUCCACAGUUUUUCAACAAAGCUAUUUUAAUGGAUCUGAGAAAUCCAAGUGCAAAUGUGGUCAAAGAAUCUGUUGCUAUUCCAGUGCCAGAGGAGGCUGUUCCUGGCUCAACAAGUGUCCAGUUAUCAGCCAUAGGUGAUUUACUUGGUCCUACAGUGAAUAACUUAGAUAAAUUGUUACGGAUGCCACAAGGUUGUGGAGAACAAAACAUGUUGAAUUUUGUACCAAACAUCGUAAUUACAAAGUAUUUGCAGAGAGUAAAUAGGCUUACACCGGCUAUCCAGAAGAAAUCUCUGAACUUCAUGCAAAGUGGUUAUCAGAGAGAACUGACAUACAGAAGAAAUGAUGGUUCAUUUAGUGCUUUUGGAAACAAUGAUAAAAAUGGCAGUACCUGGCUAACAGCUUUUGUGGUGAGAUCUUUCCAUCAAGCUGAGGAGUUCAUAGAUGUGGAUGAAAAUGUUAUGACAGCAGCUCUUGAGUGGUUAUCUAGGAGGCAGAAGCCAGAUGGUUCUUUUGAUGAACCUGGAGAAGUGCAUCAUAAAGCUAUGCAGGGUGGAUCUGGUGCCAAGAAUGCUUUAACAGCGUAUGUCCUCCUUGCAUUUUUAGAAAAUCAAGCUCAGAAGACAUUUGGGCAAGAAAUGGAUAAAGCUACCAAAUUCUUAUUAAAAGAAUUGAAAGAUUCUCAAGAUCCAUACUUUGUUUCAAUAGUAACCUAUGCCUUCCAUUUGGCCGAACAUCCCGAAAAAGAUGCAGCUCUUCAGAAACUUUUAAGCUUAUCCACAAGAGGUGUUGAAACCAUACAUUGGAAACGGCCACAGGAAGAAACUGCAUCCUACUACAGGCCACAAUCUCAGGAUGUUGAAAUGACAGCUUAUGCUCUUCUGACUUACUCUGUACGAGGUGAUGUGGCUGCUGCUUUGCCCAUUCUGAGAUGGCUUAUUUCACAACAGAAUGAAAAUGGUGGAUAUUCUUCUACACAGGAUACAGUUGUAGGAAUUCAAGCCUUGGCUUCUCUUGGAUUCAGGCUAGCUUCCACUUCAAUCUCUAUCAAUGUAACUUACAGUUUUGGUAAUAUGGAGAAGUCCUUGAACAUAAAUUCUGAAAAUGCAAUGGUGUUGCAAAAUGUUAUUCUACCGUCAGGCACACGAGCUGUAAAUUUGAGAGCUGAAGGAUUUGGUGUUGGAAUAGUUCAAGUUACAUGGUCAUAUAAUGUUAAAUCUACUGUAAAAACUCCUGCCUUCAACCUGAAACCUGUGCUGGGUAAAGCUUCUACAGAUGAUUAUAUGGAACUUGAUAUUUGUACAAGGUUAGUGUACUAGUUUGUUUUAAGAAUC
Stegodyphus dumicola is the source of this 4051-nucleotide messenger RNA. It is a transcript of the gene Tep2, whose product is annotated as Thioester-containing protein 2. NCBI's taxonomy places the organism in Eukaryota, Metazoa, Arthropoda, Arachnida, Araneae, Eresidae. The record is from RefSeq and is a predicted model, not a curated record. Gene Ontology annotation, molecular function: endopeptidase inhibitor activity. Gene Ontology annotation, cellular component: extracellular region.